Polychytrium aggregatum is the source of this 1449-nucleotide messenger RNA. RefSeq lists its product as uncharacterized. The transcript has 6 exons. The record is from RefSeq and is a predicted model, not a curated record. Gene Ontology annotation, molecular function: hydrolase activity, acting on carbon-nitrogen (but not peptide) bonds. Gene Ontology annotation, biological process: carbohydrate metabolic process. Bases 1 to 1449 code for a protein of 482 amino acids. NCBI's taxonomy places the organism in Eukaryota, Fungi, Chytridiomycota, Chytridiomycetes, Polychytriales.
AUGGUUCUAUUUGCAUCUUCGAUGCGCAAGUACCCUGUCUCCUUGGCCAUAGCAUGGGCACUGGCGCUCGAGUCUGUCCUGGCCCAGGAAGGAACAGGCACGGCUGUCGCAGGCACCAACCCGAACUAUUCGUGCGAUCCGACUGUCUGUGUCCUACCAAAGUGCUAUUGUGCCAACGGCAGCCCCCCAGGCGGUCUCAGUCCCAGGUCAAUCCCCCAGUUCAUAACACUGACCUUUGACGAUGCGGUGGACUCGGUCUUGGAGCCUGUAAUCCAAAGCAUGAUCGACGGCCCCCUCAACCCCAACGGCUGCCCAAUCUCCUCCACGUUCUUUGUUUCAACCCAAUGGAACGACUACUGGGCCGUUCAGCGUCUCUACAGCAAGGGACAUGAGAUUGCCACCCACACCAUGAACCACAUCGGCAGCCCGCCCAUCGAGGAGAUUGUCGGGGCACAGACGGCUCUAAAUCGAUAUGCGGGAGUUCCAAAGUCCAAGCUCCUGGGGUUCCGCCAUCCAUAUCUCCUCUAUUCGACGCAGUCGUUCCAGAACCUGGCCUCGGCCGGGACCUUCCUUUACGAGUCGUCCAUGUCCAUGGAUGGAAGCAUCAAUCUCUGGCCGUACACUCUCGACAACGGCCCGGCCAUCUCGUGCGUCACCGGCGACUGCAGCGGCAACUUCAAGUUCCCGGGGCUCUGGUCGCUUCCGAUGGCCAACCUGAACAACCAGGACGGCUCCAUCAACACCUCGAUGGACCCGAUGGCCAACAGUACCUCCCCGCUCACCAGCGACGAGAUCCUGGCUCUGCUGCAGUACAACUUCCUGAGCCACUACAACGGCCAGCGCACGCCGAUGGGGCUGUUCAUCCAUGCGACUCCAGCCCUGCCUGCGAUCGAGCCCCAGCGGCUGGUUGCCUACGUCGCCUUCAUCCAGUGGACGCUCCAGAACUACCCAGAUGUCUACUGGAUCAACAACCAGCAGCUUCUGGCCUGGAUGCAGAGCCCAUCCGACAUUGCGGGGUCGCUCAAGAACCCCGCUCUUGGCUGCUUGUUCCCGGCCCGUGACCCUUCCAAUGUCGAAAUAUGUGAUGGCAUCGACAACAAAGGCGACGGCAAUAUCGACGUAGGCCUGGUCGAGUCGUGCCAGUAUCCGGAUCAGAAUGCAUACUUUUCGUCGUGCUUUGGCUGCCCGUCAAAGGCCCCGAACGUCUCGGACGCCAAUCCUGCGACCAGCAGCACUCGUUUCCCGAUCCCCGAUGCCGGCUGUCCCAACGCAGGAACCUGGGAUCCUGUUGCGGGCCAGUGCGUCAGCCUCGCUCGGCCCAUCAUCGUCCGGGCUGCCGUCAGCACCUCUCCGGGAUCGGGCAACAGCAGCAGUGCCCCGGGAUCGGGCAGCAGCAGCAGCACGAUUGCGAUGGCCGUCCUGGGCCAUCUGUUCCUCGUGGGAUGUUGA